AUGGUUGGCUUUUGUCAGUUCCUUUAUUCUCCUGGCAGAGCCAUUUGUUUUGGUCAUACUGAUUCGUGUCCCAAUGGAGGGGAUUGCACAAGUCCUGACUACUGCAGCGACUGUAAUCGAGGCUUCUACUCUCCACGAUGUAAUCGAUGUACAGCUAUCGCAAAUUGCCUUGAAGUGUUCUGCAGCACAUCUUCAAACCAGAAAUGUUACCGAUGUGAUGGUGACUAUGGCUCAGCGCGUGGAUCAGCCUAUAAGAAGAGUGAUGACAUGAGACAAUGCAGAAAGCAAUGUUCAUGGAGGAGUAACAGCAAUGCCUGCUUCCCAGGAUCCUGCACAAACGGCCAGUGCAGAUGCAGCAGUGGCUUCUCAGGAACUGACUGCAGAACAUUGGGCAGCAGUCAAGCACCAGUCUUAUCAGAGCACCGUGCCACUUUGGUCAAGGGGACAACAACUAGGGAAUCUCCCUCUGUCCAGGGCAGUACAGACACUGUCUACACCAACGUACGAGACUUCACAAGCAUCAGAGCCAACUGGAUAAGUUCGUACAAGCCUACAGGACUACCAGCCUAUAGUGGCGGUGGACAUCCAUACAUCCAAAGCAUUCGGUUUGGUGUUGUAGGUGCUAGAGUGACAGCCGCUGUGAAUCGGGGUUACCGUAUGAUAUAUUCAGUGGGCUCGCAGGCUUGUACAACAUCGACAACUCGUAAUUCUUUCAAUCAAAACAAUCCGGCAACAUACCUGGUAUCCUGUCAAGUGACAUUCAACUUGAACUACAACUCCUGGACACCAGCUACAGGAGAUGUCCUGAGGUAUGAUGUAUAUUCCACAAGUGGCGGGUACAUGAAACUCUAUGACAGGGACCAUUCAAACAGCAUCAUCACACGACACUACAAUGGCAGGACAACCUCCGGCUAUUCAACUUUCACCUUUGACUUUGUUGACCCCUACCACUGUGUGGAUGUUGGCAGUGGAUGUAGAACCACUAUGCUGUAUGCAGGGAAUGAUGUUACAUCACAGGCAGAGAUAAUUGUCACCUGGCAAGGCUGGGCAGACAGUCUCGCUGGCAUCAAGGAGUACGAGCUGCAAGUACGCCAGCUAUCUGGUAGUCAUGGCAUUAAGAUGACGGAAGUCUUUGACAGUCCAGCCGUUUAUAGUGGAGUGACCGACUCUAGUCAGAGCAUCACUUUGCCCCAUGUUGGUGUGUACUCCAUCGUCCUGAGUGUUGUUGACAAUGCAGGCAAUGUCCGACUCAGCAGACGCUUUGUGUUCUUUGAUGACGAUCCACACGAUGUCACCCUUCAGGAUGAUUCCUCUCUGCGCGUUGUCUCCGCGACUGCAGAAACCAACUACGUGUGGAUGACCAGUCUAGACUCAAGCGGAGGGAUGACAUCCGUGCAGCUUGAUUGGACGAACCGAUUUAUGAAUGCACCUCAUCACAACCAAGGAUUGUUGAAACCAAUUGGCUCCUAUGUUGCUGGUACCAUCGAUUCUGAUUAUGACCAGAACUUUGGGAAACGUGGCCGUGCAGCCAUCCCUAACACCCUCGGUGUGACAGAAUUCCGCGUCGUACACGACAUCGACCACAGCGGUGGCAGAACCACUGUCAUCGUGAGUGACGACAACUCGGACCACUGGAGUAGUGAAGGCACAAACACACAGGCGACCUAUGACCUGACCCUUGUUGAUGGUGAUUCCAUUCGGUUCUGGGUGGAGGCCAGGGAUUUGGCUGGUCACUUUGUGAGAGACAGUGUGUUGGUGCACGCUGAUUCAUCCCCGCCUGUUAUUGAAAACUUCUGGCUGGUACGGGACGGGGAGGUGAAUCUAGCCGUUCAUAAUUCAAAGGAUCUGGAUAAGAUGAGUGUUGAAUUCAGGACAUAUGACAUUCACAGUGGUAUACACACCAUUGAGUGGCGUCUCUUUGACAACCACACUGGCACAGAGAUACAUGGCAGCCGGAAUUUGGCGGCCAUGAAAAUCAACACGGACACUGAGGAUUGUGAUCCCGUCAGCUGUAUGUGUGUCCCACUCGGUGAUUGUUAUGCAAUAGACUAUGGUUUCCACCCAACAAUGCACAUUGGUACCCAUGACUAUGAUUACUACAUCACCCUGACGGUGACCAACCAAGCAAGUCUAGCAACUACUCAGACAAUCAAGAUAACGGUGGAUGCCUCUGCUCCUCAAGCUGGUGUGGUGCAUGAUGGGAUACCUGGGUCCAAUGAGAUAGACUAUCAGGAGGGCAGUGACCUCUCGGCUCAUUGGGAGGGCUUCUUUGACAAGGAGAGUGGGGUCAAGUUCUAUCAGUAUCUGUUUGAUGACUCCUGCAGGACCGGCUAUACAACAGUCGGCAGUGCCAUGAAUGAUAUGACAAAGACAACCGCCACGCAUGCCAGUUGGACAGCCCCCUCGCCUGGCCAGUACUACAUCACUGUCAUCGCUUACAACCGUGCCCUGGAACCCUCAGCAGCUGUCUGUUCUGACGGUGUUGUCAUCGAUACCAGCCCUCCAGAGCUGACCCAGAUUGCUAUCAGCUAUGCUCGGAUGUGGCCUGGUCUGGCCAAGGAUGCUGAGGGUCGGGUGUGGUUCAUCAAUGAGCAUCGCCGGAAGAUGGAGCUGAUGAAUGCGUCCAGUGACUGCAGUUCCAUGGCCGCUCUGGUAGAUGAUUUGUCAGUUUAUCCUGAGAUAGCUGGUAGCAAUGACUCUUCAGCAAUACUACAAGGAGACCUAGACUGUGUCUGGAUUUCGCCCAUUGAGCAGAAGUUCUUCCUUCCGAUAGACAAACAUUUGACCAUCUCAUGGACUGGAGGAAUCGAUACAGAGAGCUCCAUCUAUGACUAUGAGAUAGGUCUGAGCAGUGACCCCUCAAACCCGACCCCUGACCUGGUGACCUUCAUGUCAACAUCAGGUCAUGAUCACUUUUUGAUGUACCAUCCACAUAUCAGCCAGGGAGCUGUGUUCUUUCUGGUUCUGAAGGCCAUCAACAAGGCUCAGCUAUCUACCUUCAAGGUGGUUGGUCCAAUAGUAGUGGAUACCACUCCGCCCAUGUUUGUUGGGCGUGUCUCUGUCCAUGUGGAGGAUGAAUACUUGAUUGCUGAAUGGGGAGAUGAUGGCUUCAUUGAUGAUGAGGAUACCAGCCUGAGAUACCAAGUUGCCAUUGGGGGUAGCCCAGGUGGCACUAAAACUCUUGAUUUCCAGAAGGAGAAAGCCUACAGAAUUGGUCCUUGUUUGUCCCAAACAUCAUGUGCUGCAUUCUCAUUGGCUGACCUAGACUGGCAUCUCCAUGGAGAUCGUGACUACUACGUGUCAGUCAGAGCUCAGAAUGGUGCUGGGUUCGCUACAGUGGGGACCUCAUCCGUUUAUAGACACAUCGUGCAGUUACCAUCUCUGGGUGUUGUAUUGGAUGUUGCACCCCCUGGCGAAAAGGUGCAUGUGGAUUUGGGGGUGCCCAAAGACAUUGAUGUUCAGAUGAGCACCGCAAGCAUCUCAGCUCGUUGGUUUGGUUUUGAGCAUCCUCAUCUUGAUAUCAACUAUGAGAUUGCCAUCGGAUCAGAAGGAGGUGCUUCUGAUGUCAGCGUUGGUUUCAUUGAUGUUGGCAAUGCAACCUUCUAUCAACUGGAUGGACUAGAUCUCAUUCCACUUAUGACCUAUUAUGUGACCAUCCGUGCUAACUCUGAAGCUGGUAGUGUCAAUGUUACCUCAGACGGUGUCAAAGUCAUUCAGGAGGGUCAGGUUCUGGAGGAAGCUGGGAUCAAAGAUGGACUGGGCUGCGAUCAAGAUGAAAUGUCUGUGCCACCAGGAUUAUGCCAUCACUCAUCAGUUGCUGAUCCAUUCUGUCAGAAUGACAGCACCUACAAAUCUUCUACGUCACUCAUCUGA
Molecule: messenger RNA, 3873 nt
Organism: Patiria miniata (bat star)
Lineage: Eukaryota; Metazoa; Echinodermata; Asteroidea; Valvatida; Asterinidae
Exons: 21
Coding region: 1-3873 (1290 amino acids)
Molecular function (GO): protein binding
Source: RefSeq, a predicted model, not a curated record